UCUCCUGCUCCUCCGCCGGCUCCUGCUCCCCCGCCGGCCGUCAACCCUCCGCCGGCUCCCCCGGCUCCUGCUCCUCCGCCGGCUGCCGACCUGCCGCCGGCUCCUAUUCCUCCGCCGGCUCCCCUGUCUCCUAUUCCUCCGCCGGCUCCCCCGGCUCCUACUCCUCCGCCGGCUCUUCCGCCGGCUCCGGACCCCCCGCCGGCUCCCCCGGCUCCUGCUCCUCCGCCGGCUGCCGACCUGCCGCCGUCUCCUAUUCCUCCGCCGGCUCCCCCGUCUCCUAUUCCUCUGCCGGCUCCUAUUCCUCCGCCGGCUCCCCCAGCUCCUGCUCCUCCGCCGGCUGCCGACCUGCCGCCGUCUCCUAUUCCUCCGCCGGCUCCCCCGUCUCCUAUUCCUCUGCCGGCUCCUAUUCCUCCGCCGGCUCCCCCGGCUCCUACUCCUCCGCCGGCUCUCCCGCCGGCUCCGGACCCUCCGCCGGCUCCCCCGGCUCCUGCUCCUCCACCGGCUCCUAUUCCCCCGCCGGCUCCCCCGUCUCCUAUUCCUCUGCCUGCUCCUAUUCCUCCGCCAGCUCCCCUGGCUCCUACUCCUCCGCCGGCUCUUCCGCCGGCUCCGGACCCACCGCCAGCUCCGGACCCUCCGCCGGCUCCUGCUCCUCCACCGGCUCCUGCUCCUCCGCCGGCUCCUACUCCUCCACCGGCUCCUGCUCCUCCGCCGGCUCCUACUCCUCCGCCGGCUCUUCCGCCGGCUCCUGACCCUCCACCGGUUUCCCCGUCUCCUACUCCUCCGCCGGCUCUUCCGCAGGCUCCUGACCCUCCGCCGGCUCCCCCGGCUCCUACUCCUCCGCCGGCUCUUCCGCCGGCUCCGGACCCUCCGCCGGCUCCCCCGGCUCCUACUCCUCCGCCGGCUCUUCCGCCGGCUCCGGACCCUCCGCCGGCUCCGGACCCUCCGCCGGCUCCCCCGGCUCCUGCUCCUCCGCCAGCUCCUAUUCCCCCGCCGGCUCCCCCGUCUCCUACUCCUCCGCCGGCUCUCCCGCCGGCUCCGGACCCUCCGCCGCCUCCCCCGGCUCCUGCUCCUCCGCCGGCUCCUAUUCCCCCGCCGGCUCCCCCGUCUCCUGCUCCUCCGCCGGCUCUUCCGCCGGCUCCUGACCCUCCGCCGGUUUCCCCGUCUCCUAUUCCUUCACCGGCUCCCCCGGCUCCUGCUCCUCCGCCGGCUGUCGACCCUCCGCCGGUUCCCCCGGCUCCUGCU
This is a messenger RNA of Esox lucius (northern pike), 1242 nucleotides long. Its product is annotated as basic proline-rich protein-like. The transcript has a single exon. The annotation marks the transcript as partial. The record is from RefSeq and is a predicted model, not a curated record. NCBI's taxonomy places the organism in Eukaryota, Metazoa, Chordata, Actinopteri, Esociformes, Esocidae.